AUGGGGUCUCUAAUGGCCUCUAUUUCUCUCACUCUUGCAUUAGCCAUAAUCUUUUUCAGUCUCCCAUUUGAAAUUUCAGGAGACCACUAUGUCUCUCCACCACCCCCUUACAAGUACCACUCUCCUCCACCUCCAACACCAAAGAAACCUUACAAGCACCCAUCUCCACCACCACCACAACCCAAAAAGAAACCAUACAAGUACCCAUCUCCUCCACCUCCACUGCACAAGAACCCUUCCCCUAAGCCUCAUCCAGUGCACCACUCUCCUCCACCACCACCACCUAAUAAGCCAUACAAAUACCCUUCCCAUCCACCACCUCCACCUAAGAACCCGAACAAAUACCCUUCCCAUCCACCACCACCACCUUCUAAGUCGUCUUAUCCACACAACCCUCCUCCUCCUCCACCUUACCACCACUAG
Molecule: messenger RNA, 423 nt
Organism: Cajanus cajan (pigeon pea)
Lineage: Eukaryota; Viridiplantae; Streptophyta; Magnoliopsida; Fabales; Fabaceae
Source: RefSeq, a predicted model, not a curated record